GAAGGAUUAAAAAAAAAAAAUGUAAUUUAUAAUCAACUCAAAUCUUUUUCAUUCUUGUGUACCCAAAAUUUUGUGGAUUCUUUUUUUUUCCCCUUUAAAAAAAAUAAAAGCGCCCCUUUUUUAUUUCUUUUUUCUCUUUUCCAAACAUCGAGCAGAGACAAAGACAGAGAGACGAGAGAAAAUCAGAAAAAAAAAAGAGAUAUAAUCUGAUUUGAUAUACUAUUUAUUUAUUUACAUAAUCAAAUGUCUUCAACAAGCCUAUUUAAUCCUCGUUCAAUCGAAUCUGCUAAAAACGCAAUCAAUUCGUUCGUCACACAAGCCCUUCAUUCACCACCUUCUACAACUGCCAUUGUUUGCUCUGCUAUCGUUGGUUUAUUUGCUUACGAACAAUAUGUCUACCUGAGAAAGAAAAAAUCUUUACCUGGUCCUUCCUUUAAAAUCCCUAUCAUCGGCGCCUUCUUGGACUCUCUCUAUCCUACCUUUGAAGGCUAUAUGAGCAAGUGGAAGAGUGGCGAACUAUCUUGUGUGAGUGUAUUUGAUAGGUUCGUUGUUAUCGCUUCAACUUGUGAACUCAGUCGAAAGAUCCUGAACGCGCCCGCCUAUGCGGAGCCUGCUGUUGUGGAUUCAAUGAAGCAUAUCUUAUGUGCUGACAAUUGGGUAUUCUUGAGUGGAAAAGCACACGUUGACUAUAGAAAGGGCCUCAACGUUCUCUUUACACGCAAGGCGCUUGGUAUCUAUAUUCCCAUUCAGGAAAAAGUCUAUCAAAAGCAUUUUACCGAGUGGCUUUCGCUGAACGGUAAAUCUGAACAGUACCAACUACGCUUCCGUGAAAUCAACAUGGAAGCCUCUCUCCGUGUCUUUUUGGGCGAUUACAUGUCUGAUGAGAUAGCCACUCGUAUCUCUGAAGAAUACUUUAAUAUCACAGCUGCUUUAGAGCUUGUCAAUUUCCCCAUUCCUUUGCCAGGCACCAAGGUGUAUAAGGCCAUUCAGUCUCGCAAGUUCAUUGUCCAACAAUUCAUCGAAUGCAUCAAGGACAGUCGUGUCCGUAUGGCCAAGGGUGAGCCUGUCAAAUCCAUGAUGGACGCAUGGAUCAACUCCAUGGCCGAGUACGAAGUAGAAUGCGAAAAGGCUGGAAAGCCUGCACCAAGAAAGUUUGAUGACCGUGAAGUUGCCUUGACCAUCUUGACUUUCCUCUUUGCCUCUCAAGAUGCUACUUCCUCUGCUCUCACCUGGGCCUUCCAAUUGUUAGCUGAUCAUCCUGAUGUUUUGGAAAAGGUCUAUCAAGAACAAAUGAAGUUGAGAAAUGGAAAUGUUGAUCAAGAAUUAACGUUGGAAUUGAUGGAAGAAUCAACCUAUUUGCGUCAGGUUGUCAAAGAAAUCCUUCGUCUUCGUCCUCCUGUCUUGAUGGUUCCUUAUCAAACCGUCCGUGAUUGGCCCAUUACUCCUAACUACACCAUUCCCAAGAAAUCCAUGGUUAUCCCUACUACCUACCCUGCCCUUCAUGAUCCCGCUGUUUAUCCUAAUCCUGACGCUUUCGAUCCCGAUCGUUGGGGCCCACAAGGAACUGCGGAAAAGCAUCCCAAGAAUUUCAUGGUGUUUGGCAACGGUCCUCACCACUGUUUGGGAAGAGAAUACGCCAUGAUGCACUUGAUGGCUGUCAUUGCUCAAGCAACUCUUAAAAUGGAAUGGACUCACACACGCACAGAGAAGAGUGAUGAUAUAUCUAUUUUUGCUACUAUUUAUCCUCAAGAUGGUUGCAUCAUGAGCUUCAGACCUAGAACUUACACUAAUGAUACUAAUACUACAGUUAUUGCUUAAUUCCAUUUUUUAUUAAAGUAUAUUAUUUUCCUAAUCAUUGACGUUCUUUCUCUUGUUGCUUCUUUUCUAAUGAUGCUUUCAGCGCCUUGAGUUGUUCAAGUUCCUUCUUUCGAGCAUAUUCAUUCUCGGAAGCCUUUCCUUUUAAAUCAAGCUUUGACAAAUUAGCGUCAGUGUGGUUCAUUUGAACGAAUGUACUAGAAUAAAAAAGAAAGGGUUCC
Rhizopus microsporus ATCC 52813 is the source of this 2036-nucleotide messenger RNA. Its product is annotated as cytochrome P450. The transcript has 6 exons. Gene Ontology annotation, biological process: sterol metabolic process. Bases 244 to 1818 code for a protein of 524 amino acids. NCBI's taxonomy places the organism in Eukaryota, Fungi, Mucoromycota, Mucoromycetes, Mucorales, Rhizopodaceae. The record is from RefSeq and is a predicted model, not a curated record. Gene Ontology annotation, molecular function: iron ion binding; monooxygenase activity; oxidoreductase activity, acting on paired donors, with incorporation or reduction of molecular oxygen.